Molecule: messenger RNA, 1361 nt
Organism: Malurus melanocephalus (red-backed fairy wren)
Lineage: Eukaryota; Metazoa; Chordata; Aves; Passeriformes; Maluridae
Gene: MED4
Product: mediator complex subunit 4
Exons: 7
Coding region: 22-828 (268 amino acids)
Biological process (GO): regulation of transcription by RNA polymerase II
Cellular component (GO): mediator complex; core mediator complex
Molecular function (GO): transcription coregulator activity
Source: RefSeq, a predicted model, not a curated record
CCCGCUUGGGUCCGCACCCGGAUGGCGAUGGCGGCGGCGGCGRCRGCGACAGCGACAGCGACGGGCGGCGGAGGCGGGGAGCGGAGCAGCACCCGGGACCGGCUCCUGGCGGCGCUGGAGGAUCUCGAGCUGUUGGCCAGGGAACUAAUUGAAAUUUUGGCAAUUUCAAGAAACCAAAAGCUUCCACAACCAGGAGAGGAGAGCCAGAUUCUGGAACUGCUGAUUCAGAGAGAUGCGGAGUUUCAAGAGCUAAUGAAGUUGGCGGUUGAUCAGGGAAAAAUACAUCAUGAAAUGCAGCUUUUAGAAAAGGUAGUAGAAAAGAGGGAUAAUGAUAUUCAGCAGCUGCAGAAACAGCUAAAAGAAGCAGAGCACAUACUGGCAACAGCUGUUUAUCAAGCAAAGGAAAAACUGAAAUCAAUUGAAAAAGCACGAAAAGGCGCCAUUUCCUCUGAAGAAAUAAUUAAAUAUGCCCAUAGGAUCAGUGCUAGCAAUGCUGUUUGUGCCCCUCUGACAUGGGUACCAGGAGACCCACGUAGGCCAUAUCCUACAGAUCUGGAAAUGAGAAGUGGUCUCUUGGGUCAGAUGAACAACCCAUCCACCAAUGGAGUUAAUGGACAUUUACCAGGGGAUGCACUUGCAGCAGGCAGACUGCCAGAUGUGCUUGCUCCUCAGUAUCCUUGGCAGUCAAGUGAUAUGUCAAUGAACAUGCUACCUCCUAAUCAUAGUAAUGACUUCAUGCUGGAGCCUCCAGGACACAAUAAAGAGAAUGAAGAUGAUGUAGAAGUUAUGUCAACAGACUCCUCGAGCAGCAGCAGUGACUCAGACUAGGUACAAGAGGGACAGUAUCCUUAGUAGACCUUUCCUGUGGAGAAGGUGACAGCUGGCUCAGAAAGAGGGUGACUAAAAAACCAUGGACUGUAGAUUUUUUUCCCAUUAGAUGCUCAAGUAAAAUGACUGGGAGCUGUCUGCUGGGGCAGAGAUAACAGAUUUUCAGUGAUUGUGUGAAUGUAUGUUUGCAACAGAUAUGUAUAUAUAUAUAUAUAUAUAUAUAUAUAUGUAUAUGUAUAUGUAUUUACAAUACAUUAGCUGACUAAAGUUCCUGGGAAAAAAGGCGUAAGGGGAAUCUCCUUGUUUGUUUGUUAGUAACUUUACUCUUUUGGUGAUAGCGCCUUUUCUAUGCCACAGAAAUGAAACAUGAAGUUUGUAAUUUUAGUAUCUUUUUUUGUUACUGCCUAAAUCCAUGUUCUUGAUCAUCUCCGUAUCAAGAACAAAAAUACGGCAAUAAAGUGUAAUAAAAGAGUUUGUAAUUAUUGUAAUAUAUAAUGAAUGAUUUGUCAUAAAUAAAGUCAGCUUUGAUCUAA